Papaver somniferum (opium poppy) is the source of this 1223-nucleotide messenger RNA. RefSeq names its product thaumatin-like protein 1. The coding region runs from base 90 to 983 and encodes 297 amino acids. The transcript has 3 exons. NCBI's taxonomy places the organism in Eukaryota, Viridiplantae, Streptophyta, Magnoliopsida, Ranunculales, Papaveraceae. The record is from RefSeq and is a predicted model, not a curated record. Gene Ontology annotation, biological process: defense response. Gene Ontology annotation, cellular component: extracellular region.
UCUUCUCUCUUCAUUUUGAAAACCUUCAAAUACUCAAACUCUGGGUAACCUGAAAAUCAUUGAAACCGAAACCUGCCAAUAUUCUAAAAAUGAAAACCGUUGUACCCUUUCGAUUCUUUCUCUCCAUUCUUGUUGUUCUCCUCCUUCCUCACUCGUAUUCUUGUACAUUCACCAUAACAAACAACUGUCCUUAUACAAUUUGGCCUGGUACACUGGCUGGUGCAGGAACACCACAACUGCCGACUACCGGAUUUGAACUAGGUUCCGGCGUAAGUGUCAGGAUCCCCUCAACUCCAGGAUGGUCAGGUAGGAUUUGGGCAAGAACAGGUUGUACAUUUGAUCAGACAGGACUUGGUGUCUGUCAGACGGGAGAUUGCGGUGGAAGGCUAGAGUGCAGCGGAGCUGGUGCAACACCUCCUGCAUCCCUUUUUGAGAUAACUAUGGGAAAGGGAGACGACAAAGAUUUCUAUGAUGUUAGCAUUGUAGAUGGAUAUAAUCUGCCUCUCAUUGCAACACCUCAGACAGACAUAGGUGGAUGCAAUGCAACUGGUUGUGUUUAUGAUCUGAAUCUAGGUUGCCCGAAAGAGCUGCAGGUAGUGCAGCGUCUGAAUGAGGCUGGUGUUAUUGGUUGUAAGAGUGCAUGUGAGGCAUUUGGAUUAGAUCAGUACUGCUGUGCGGGCGAGUUUGCAAACCCAAACACUUGCAGACCCUCUGUAUACUCCACAAUCUUCAAAAGGGCUUGUCCCAGGGCAUACAGCUAUGCUUUUGAUGACGGCACCAGUACUUUCACUUGCAAAGCAAUCGAAUAUAACAUCACUUUCUGCCCUACACAAAUCGGAGUGGGGAGGCAAGAUGAUGGAGUCAAUUCUGAGCCAAUACGUGACAACAGUUACGGAGAGGUUGUGGCAGUGGUUCCAUCCUCUUCGAACAAUCUAGCAUUCCCGAAGUCGGUUAUUCUUCUACUCAUCCUUACAUUUUUCUAGACCGUUUGAGCUCUGGCAUCUGCGAUGCAGUUAUAGGAACUGCAUUUUAUAAAGAAUCUUAUUAGCAAAUAGCUCAAAUUAGCUAACAUAGCGGAAAAAGAAUGGAUUGCUUACCCUUCUUGUAAAUUUGUGGAGAAUGUAAGAAACCGAUAUAGUGUAUAGAAAAUGAUACAAGUAAAUAUCUUGGUUUCUUUGUAAAGUAUUUAUUUACUGUUCUAAAGUUGUGCUUAAUUUUAAAAA